AUGGACGCCUCUCAGCAGCCGUCAGGCAGUCAAGCUGCCGGAGCACCACCACCGACGCUCACGCCGGAUGUCAUCGCAUUCGCCAGCAGAAUGUACGACGCUGCUCGAAAAGGAGAAACUGCCGUGUUUGAACAAGCACUUCCGGCCGGGCUCCCUCCCAACAUGACAAACGAAAAGGGUGACACAUUGCUCAUGCUCGCCGCAUAUCACGGACAUGCAGACCUUGUCAGGCUGCUGAUACAGCACGGCGCGGACCCGAACCGCCUCAACGACAGAGGGCAGAGUCCCCUCGCUGGAGCCGUGUUUAAGAAGGAGGAUGCCGUAAUUGAGGCCCUGUUAGAAGGUGGUGCAGACCCUGACUAUGGCAGCCCGACAGCCAUGGAGUGCGUCUCCAUGUUUAAGCAGGAAGACGCAUGGAAGGCCAAGUUUGAAGCGGCGCCUGGAAGGGGAAAGGCACAACCGCCGACUGGACAUUGA
This is a messenger RNA of Trichoderma citrinoviride, 477 nucleotides long. RefSeq names its product ankyrin. The coding region runs from base 1 to 477 and encodes 158 amino acids. The transcript is spliced from 3 exons. The record is from RefSeq and is a predicted model, not a curated record. Gene Ontology annotation, molecular function: protein binding. Lineage: Eukaryota; Fungi; Ascomycota; Sordariomycetes; Hypocreales; Hypocreaceae.